AUGUCAUACAACAGAAUUCGAUUUGUUUCGGUCAACCCUGCUCAGCCUGCAACAGAGGAUAGUCAAUCCCUCCCAGAAACUUCAAAUGAGGCCGUGUUUGACACAUUCCCAGAUGUUGUUUCUGCUGAAGCAACUGGAAAUGGUGAACUGGAAGACGCCAUUGACGAAGAAGACGUUUUGCAUUCCGAAGACGAUGAGGAUGCAGAACAAGCUGCUAGUACGGAAGAUGUCCCUGAGGUCAGCACUAGUCAAUUCUGGUCUAUGGACGCGACCCGUCUUCUCUUGAAAGUUAUUUUGCAAACAGACCAUCAUAACUUGGUUAAAGCUGCAGGUGGAAACAAGAAGAAAAUUGGUCACCUUUGGAAUACUCUUGUGGAAGCUUUCAAGGCUGAAACUGACUUUGAAAACUUGCCAUUAUCCUUCAACUCGACAGUGGAUAGCAACAAAUGCAACACGAAGUUCAAGUUGUUGAAAACUAGUUUCAAAGCAGAUUCGGGCAGAGUAUAUGCUCAAACAGGCCGUAAUGCAUACCUGCCUCGUAUGCGCUGGUUCAACGAAAUGCGUGAGAUUACGUUGAACGAUCCCACGUACAGCAUUCCAUGCUUGGUUUCGACUGGGACUAUGUCCCAAGGAGUAACAAUCACGCGUACAUCGACAACUGGAAGAAUAACCAGGGAGCAUGUUGGAACUUCCCAGCCUUUGGAAAUUCUUGAGGAAGAACAAGCGGCAGCUGAGGAGCCGGCAGCGGAGGAGCCUGUAGCCGAUGAGCCAGAUCCAGUAGCCAACAGCUAUAGUUCCGUCCCGCCCAGUGUGCCCUUGCUUGUAGCACCUGCACAUGAUCGGUUGCCUGCUGGUGAUCGUUAUGAUUCCAUGUUGGAGCUUAUGGGCUCAGCAUAUGCAGCAAUGAGAGAAGAUAUCCGUGUAUCUACACGGGAGCUUACAGAAGCGUUUGGUACAGCUGAAGAAAGAGAAGAAAAGAAGAGAAGAGUAGCUUUGGAGUUGGAGUUGAGAACGAUGGAGGUGAACUUGUUUGUGAAGGAGAACGAGGAGAGAUCACUGGAGCGUGCAAGACGGGCAAGAAGAGACGACGAACUCCUUGCUGAUCACAAAAGAAUGACAGACCUUCUGUCUAAGUUUGUUAGUAGAAACAUUGAAGACAGUAGCAUCCAAAGCAAUGACAAUGGUGAGGCAUAA
Messenger RNA from Phycomyces blakesleeanus NRRL 1555(-), 1194 nucleotides. RefSeq lists its product as hypothetical. The transcript has 2 exons. The record is from RefSeq and is a predicted model, not a curated record. Bases 1 to 1194 code for a protein of 397 amino acids. Lineage: Eukaryota; Fungi; Mucoromycota; Mucoromycetes; Mucorales; Phycomycetaceae.